AUAAGAGAUGAUUUAAAUAUAAAUCGUUUUAUUUUAUUAGUUUUUAUAUUUGUUUGUUCAAUAAUUUUAUUAAUUAUUAGACCUAAUUUAAUUAGAAUUUUAUUAGGUUGAGAUGGUUUAGGAUUAAUUUCUUAUUGUUUAGUAAUUUAUUAUCAAAAUAUUAAAUCUUUUAAUGCAGGUUUAUUAACAAUUUUGAUAAAUCGUAUUGGUGAUGUUGCUUUACUUUGUUCAAUUUCUUGAAUAUUAAAUUAUGGAAGUUGAAAUUAUAUUUUUUUUUUAAAUUUUAUACAAAUUAAUUUAAACAGAAGAUUAAUUUUAUUUUUUAUUUUAUUAGCUUGUUUUACAAAAAGAGCUCAAAUUCCUUUUUCUUCAUGAUUACCUGCUGCUAUAGCAGCUCCUACACCUGUUUCUUCUUUAGUUCAUUCUUCUACUUUAGUAACAGCAGGAGUUUAUUUGUUAAUUCGAUUUAAAGAUUUUUUUAUUAUCAAUAAUUUAUUAAUUUUUUGAGGUGUAUUUAUUUCAGUUUUAACAAUAUUGAUAUCAGGUUUACAGGCUAAUUUUGAAAAUGAUUUAAAAAAAAUUAUUGCUUUAUCAACUUUAAGACAAUUAGGGUUUAUAAUAAGAAUUUUAUUUUUAGGUUUUUCUAAUUUAGCAUUUUUUCAUUUAUUAACGCAUGCAUUAUUUAAAGCUUUAUUAUUCAUAUGUGCAGGAAUUAUUAUUCAUAAUUUUAAUAAUUUACAAGAUAUUCGUUAUAUAGGAUGUGUAAGAAAAUUUUCUCCGUUUAUAAGAGUAUGUUUUAUAUUUGCUAAUUUUUCUUUAUGUGGAUUUCCUUUUUUAGUGGGGUUUUAUUCAAAAGAUUUAAUUUUAGAAUUUAUGUUAUUUAAUAAUAGUUAUAAUAUUUUAUUAAUUGUUUUAAUUUUUUUUUCAACUUUAUUAACUAUUUGUUAUACUUUUCGAUUAAUUAUAUUUGUAAUUUUAAAUAAUUUUAGUUUUUUUCCUUCAAAUUUUUUAAAUGAAAAUUCUUGGGGGAUAAAUUUUAGAUUAAUUGGGUUAAUAAUUAUAAUUAUUUUUGGAGGGGGAGUUAUAAUAUGAAUUAUUAUACCUAAUUCAAAUUUAGUUUUUUUACC
Molecule: messenger RNA, 1127 nt
Organism: Athalia rosae (coleseed sawfly)
Lineage: Eukaryota; Metazoa; Arthropoda; Insecta; Hymenoptera; Athaliidae
Product: NADH-ubiquinone oxidoreductase chain 5-like
Exons: 1
Biological process (GO): electron transport coupled proton transport; ATP synthesis coupled electron transport
Molecular function (GO): NADH dehydrogenase (ubiquinone) activity
Source: RefSeq, a predicted model, not a curated record